UGGCACAGUGUCUCACAUAGAACGAACUGUUGUGGCCUCAACACUCGGUUAGAGCGAGCGCGAAGCUGUCGGGCUGGAUGGAACUCACCGCGGAGUGCAUAGAAAAUUGCUUCCGCAAGGCGGGUUUUAUGGGCCCAGGCACCGAGGACGCCAUAGAUCACCCACCGGAAGGCCUGUCGCACGAGGACUUGUGGCAACGCGUCGUUGACACGCAGCUGGCCGGACCUGACGUUGCCUGGGACGAUUUCGUUUCUGCUGAUGACGACGCCGACAUUGUGGAGCCAUGCACUGACGAAGCUAUUGUGCGUGAAGUGCGAGCCCUUCCUGACUGCCCAGAGACCUACGAGGACGAUGACGAGGAUACAGCUAUACCGCCGGUUGCUGUGAACGCUUCAACCGCGAUCGGUUACAUCGCGUCGCUUAAGGAACUCGUGUGCAGCAGAGGCCUUGGCGAUGAACAUAUUACCGCGCUGGAAAAAUUAGAAACGGCAGUGAUGCGAUCAGCUUUGAAGAAGCAGACAUGCUUCACGGAUUUUUUUCAAAAAUAAAGUGAACUUUCGUCUCGCUUGCUCU
This is a messenger RNA of Dermacentor andersoni, 573 nucleotides long. RefSeq lists its product as uncharacterized. The record is from RefSeq and is a predicted model, not a curated record. NCBI's taxonomy places the organism in Eukaryota, Metazoa, Arthropoda, Arachnida, Ixodida, Ixodidae.